Molecule: messenger RNA, 2713 nt
Organism: Musa acuminata AAA Group (dessert banana)
Lineage: Eukaryota; Viridiplantae; Streptophyta; Magnoliopsida; Zingiberales; Musaceae
Product: protein NARROW LEAF 1
Exons: 6
Coding region: 552-2348 (598 amino acids)
Source: RefSeq, a predicted model, not a curated record
CUUCCCCAGUCUUUUCCCUCCACAAUAGAGCUAUGCCCUUUCCUGACUGCGUUGUGGCCCUCUCCAUCAUUGCUCCUUUAGAACUUUUAGAUCUCCUCCUUCCUCUCCUCUCCCCUACGCUCCUCUCUCUCUCUCACCAUCCUUCCAUCUCUCUUGCUCUACUAAAAGCUCUUUGUCCAAUUGGCUAGUGGCCAACUUUCCCAAAAGCCUUCAAGGGCAUCUCAAGUGGAGGGCCUUGGCUUCCAGUAUAUACUCCAUUGCCCUUUGAGCCUUAGAUUGGUCUCCUCCUCGUCACUCUGGAGAAAUCAUCUAAAGAUCGCUUCUUGCUGCCGGCUCCAUGGUUUAGGAGCCGAAAGAUGUGUUUUUUAGAUGGUAGACACACUCUUUGAUCCUCUCAGACUCUUAGGUUCGUCCGAUGUAGGGGGGACAAUGGGUUUUUGACGUUUUUUGCAGAUUUUAUUUCCUGGACAUUUGAUCUUGAUCAUGCAAAUUAGAGAUCAGUUUGAGGUGGGCCAAGCAAGUAAACUUUGUUAGGAAAGAAAAUUUGCCUAAUGAGGCACUCAGACACCCAAUGCCGUCACUCAGGGUCAACACAAUCGGAUGAAUCAGCCUUGGACAUGGAGAGAAAUUUAUGCAAUCAUCUCCACUCCUAUAGUACAUCUCCUAUCCAACCUAUUGCAUCAGGUGGUCAACAUUCUGAAUGUGCUGCUGCAUACUUUUCUUGGCCGACCUCUACACUGUUACAUGGUGCUGCUGAAGGCCGAGCUAAUUAUUUUGGGAACCUUCAGAAAGGAGUACUGCCAGCACAUCUUGGCCGGCUUCCAAAAGGGCAACAGGCCACAACACUGCUUGACCUCAUGACAAUAAGAGCAUUUCACAGCAAAAUUUUGCGUCGUUAUAGUCUAGGUACAGCAAUAGGCUUUCGCAUCAGAAAAGGUACAUUUACAAAUAUCCCAGCAAUUCUUGUAUUUGUUGCUCGGAAAGUUCAUAGAAAAUGGCUCAGCCACAGUCAGUGUCUACCAUCUGCUCUUGAGGGACCAGGGGGUGUGUGGUGUGAUGUGGAUGUGGUAGAAUUCUCUUACUAUGGUGCACCAGCACCGACUCCUAAGGAGCAACUGUAUAAUGAGCUCGUGGAUGGCCUACGUGGAAGUGAUCCAUGUAUAGGUUCAGGUUCUCAGGUUGCAAGCCAAGAAACAUAUGGAACUUUAGGUGCUAUUGUGAAAAGUCGAACAGGUAACAAACAAGUUGGUUUUCUCACAAACCGCCAUGUUGCAGUUGAUUUAGAUUACCCUAACCAGAAGAUGUUUCAUCCUUUACCACCUAAUCUUGGACCUGGGGUCUAUUUGGGUGCUGUUGAAAGGGCAACAUCUUUCAUCACAGAUGACGUUUGGUAUGGGAUCUAUGCUGGAACAAACCCAGAAACUUUUGUGCGAGCAGAUGGGGCUUUUAUUCCCUUUGCUGAUGACUUUGAUGUGGCCUGCAUCACCACUACAGUGAAAGGAUUGGGUGAGAUUGGAAAUGUUAAGGUUACAGAUCUACAAUCUCCAAUCAACAGCUUAAUUGGGAGACAAGUGGUGAAGGUUGGGAGAAGCUCUGGUUUGACAACUGGCAUUGUAGUGGCCUAUGCUCUAGAGUAUAAUGAUGAAAAAGGAAUAUGCUUCUUAACAGAUUUCCUUGUUGUGGGUGAGAACCAACAAACAUUUGAUCUGGAAGGUGAUAGUGGGAGUCUCAUAAUUCUGUCAGGACAAGAUGGGGAGAAGCCACAGCCUAUAGGGAUCAUUUGGGGUGGAACAGCCAACCGUGGAAGAUUGAAGCUUAAAAGUGGUCAAGGUCCUGAGAACUGGACUAGCGGAGUUGACCUAGGUCGUCUUCUUGAUCUUUUGGAACUUGAUCUUAUAACUACAAGCGAAGGACUUCAAGAUGCACUACGGGAACAAAGAUUUGCUUUAGUAGCAGCAAUCAAUUCCACAGUUGACGAUUCAUCUCCUACAGCAUGCACCUUUCCAAAUGAAAAGAUGGAUGAGAUAUACGAACCUCUAGGCAUUAACCCUCAACAUUUUCCUCCUGAAGGUGCUUCUGGUUCAGAGAUCAGACCCUCUUUUACAGGCGUUGAAUUUCAGGUGGAUACCAUUGAGGUGGUAAAGAAUGUUGAAGAGCAUCAGUUCAUCCCAAACUUCAUCAGCAUGUCCCCAGUGCGUCGGACUCAAGAAGACAGCCCAGAAAGGAAGAACUUAUCUGCACUUGGGAACUCAUCUGAUGAAGAUCUUUGUGUUUCUCUAUAUUUAGGGGACCGAGAACAUAAAAGACAGCGUUCUGAUCCUAAAUUGAACACUGAUUUAUCACAAUGAAGUAGAUCUGAUUUUGUGGGGCUGAUUAUGUAGCUGCUAACAACUUCCUGGUAGUAUUUCCAUAUGAUAUGCAGUUGCAGCAAAUGCAUGCAGAGGAAGCUUUUUAGGCUUUGAACAUGAGCUGAAUUUUCAAAGAACUAGUCUUUGCUUUGCAGAAGAGAAGCCAGAGUCAGCAUUCUUUCAAACUGUCUUUACUCAUGACUAUAGUUCGGACGUGUUAUGGAUUAGCAGUGUGCAAGGUCAGUCAUCCAACUACUCAGUGGCCAUGCAAUUUUGUAUGUUCAAAUGAAUUACAGGUGUCUUGACCCUGAAAUAUAUAUGAGACAAUGUCAAUGGAUAUCUUUGAGUCUACCUUCUUAUCUUAA